GUUCUCCACGGUCUGAUUGAGGUGGGCGGUUAUGUGCUGCUGAAGCUCUACAAAAGACAGGCUCGUCGACUCUUCAAGCACAUCCUCGACACACUGAAGGCCUCCAAGUCGACGUCGCAGUCGGUGCCUGAGUUGGCCCUCAUCACCUGCGUGGAGCAGUACCUGGAGACAGAGACGGCCUUGGAUGGUGGCUACGGUGUCCUCUUGGACAGCUUCUGGAAUUGA
Molecule: messenger RNA, 225 nt
Organism: Mesocestoides corti
Lineage: Eukaryota; Metazoa; Platyhelminthes; Cestoda; Cyclophyllidea; Mesocestoididae
Source: the annotation of a GenBank genome assembly